Messenger RNA from Brettanomyces nanus, 2394 nucleotides. RefSeq lists its product as uncharacterized. NCBI's taxonomy places the organism in Eukaryota, Fungi, Ascomycota, Pichiomycetes, Pichiales, Pichiaceae. Bases 1 to 2394 code for a protein of 797 amino acids. The transcript has a single exon. The record is from RefSeq and is a predicted model, not a curated record.
AUGAAAGGUUCUUUAGCUAGAGAAUGGUCUCUAUGGAACCAAUUACAACAGGGUUACUCCAAAUUCACUCCGGAAGAGAGUGAGCAAGAAAAAGAACUCAAUCCCAUCGAAUUGGACGCUGAUGAGACUGUCACUUUCGACGAAAAGCACCCAUUAACAUAUGUUCACAAAGAUCCACCUUCAACUUCUGAUCGGCAUUUCAAGAAGUUUAUAAAGGCUGUCUUUAUCCUCGAGUUCAUUGGAUCUCUGUUUGCUCUCUUUGGGCUGUUGAGAACCAAGACAACUUUUAUUACACCUGGUUCCCACCAGUUCUCCGGUGACCAGACUGUUAUUGGCACCUACGGAAAUGACUCAAAGCCUGUUCCCCACGAAUUCAUCGAGAUUCCUGUACUACCGGCCCUUGAAUAUGGAAGUCCGGUUUACCAGCAGAGUCUUCUUAAUGCUACUUUCGAGAACUCCUGGGGUCAUCCGGCUAUAAUCAAGUAUUCCCCUCCUCCUCAGGGAGCAAACUUUUCUCAGGUGGUGCUUACUUUAGAUUUGUGGGUCGAUGGUGUUCAAUUUGAUCGCCUUUUUCACGUUUAUAUCGGAGGAAGCGAGAUUUGGAGGUCUAGCACCCCUGAACCUGCCGGUAAAUACUCCCACACCUUUUCCCAGAAGGACGUCUCCGUCUACCAUCGGUUGUUCCGCAAAGACACCAAACUUAUGGUACAAUUGGAUAACUUGAUCAACUCCCGGUUGACGGGAACCUUCAACAUCUCUUUGAAUGCCUUCUACUAUAACAAUCCUCGGAACGCUUCUCUAAUUCCUCACAAGCAUAUUGAGGAAAGUGAAACGGAACCGGCUCAAGAGUCUGAUUUCUUCACCAACGACGUCGGUGAUGUCGUUAUUCCGGGUCUUGGCGAUUCUGUUUUCUACAGAGAGGAAGGUGCCAGUCACGUGAUUCCUCUCGUUGAAGCUCCAGACGGAAGACCUCCUUUGAUUUACUAUCCUGACACUGACUUCAAGUUGUCUUUGCCAAAACUUGCCAAAAAUACUACAAAGGUUAAAUUGAUGGUUUACAGUUCCGGUAAUGCCGGCGAGGAGUUUUGGUUCUCUAAUCUUAUGGAGGAAUUCAAGGAUCGGUUCAAAAACCAUGGACAUACAUUUGGUGGCCAUGGGCCUUGCAGGGUUAUCAACAUUUACCAUGAUGAUGUGCGUAUAGCCACUGCGAAUCCACUUCCUGUUAUAUUCACCGGUGGCCUAUCUCCAGCUCUCUGGAACCCUGUGGUUUCUACUGGCUCCUACGAUAUCAAAGCAAUCGAAUUUGAUAUCACUACCAUACUACCAUAUCUAUGGGAAGAUAGUAUUCAGUUAAAAAUUGAUGUGUCAAACUGCCUUGAUGAUGAUUUGAAACUUGGCGAAGAGCCUUCUGGUAUUAGUUCUAACUGGAUUUCUUCCGCCAACCUUGCAGUGUGGGAGAACGAAUACAUUGCUGACAGUUCUGGGGAGAUUUUGAGCAUUGACAACACUACCAAAGUUUCGUCUUUUGCCUUUGAGCCUCCAUUUGCUGGAGUCCUCAACCAGAUAGUCAAUGCCAAGUUCACUAAUCAGAUCAGAACACACUUCAACUAUACUCUACUUAACGGAACCUCCAUUGAUUUUAUCUCUGAAAAUUAUAAAAAAGUUAAACAGAGCAACAUUCAACUUGUAAAGAGUUUUGGUGACAAACAGAAAGUCAUCUCGGUGCCUCAAAGUAAAGCAUCCUUUGCCAUUUUGGAUCCACUAGACAACUCCACUUCUUUUACUUUCAAUACGAGCAAGAGCUUCCCACUAGUUUUUUCUCUCAACACGAAGCCAAUAGUGGGAUCAGAAACAGAGUACCAGGUAAACAUCACAAAAAAGGCCAGCUACAAGAUUGGUGUCAAUGGCACGAAGAUUCUUCAAUUGAAGGCUAAAGAAAACGGAACUUCCAACUUUACACUUUCUCCUAAUGGAAACCACGGUGUGGGCCGUGUCGAGCAUAACUAUACUGUGUCCAACAUACACGGUCAUGUGUACAACAGACACGCUUUGGGCGACAAUGGCGUCUUGGUGUAUGACAACACUACGAUUAUCAAUGCCCCAGGCACUAAGAGGCUUGAAGAGGUCGAGCUUGAUACGAGCAAAUUAUACUCUACUUCUGACAGAGUCGCUAAACUUAUGAAAGGGCUUGGUGCUGAGGCCUUUGACAAAUUAGGAUUCAUCGAAGAAGAUGAUCCUGAAUUUAUACAGGCAGAUACCGAAGCCCUAGAGACAUUUAUUGAAAUGACUCAACAAAUGCUUGAAGAAAAUGACGGUGCGGACGAGGAUCUGGAACUUUCAGGAACGUACAACGACGGUAUGGGACUUUUUAGACCUGUCUUGUUUGACUAUUAA